Molecule: messenger RNA, 1831 nt
Organism: Sinocyclocheilus anshuiensis
Lineage: Eukaryota; Metazoa; Chordata; Actinopteri; Cypriniformes; Cyprinidae
Product: heparan-alpha-glucosaminide N-acetyltransferase
Exons: 18
Coding region: 1-1773 (590 amino acids)
Source: RefSeq, a predicted model, not a curated record
AUGCAAGUUUUCUCUUUUUUCACUCUUCUCUCAGCAGGUCUGUGUGAGAGACAUCAUAAAGUUUACAAGCUGAAAAUGGACAAGGCAUUGCUAAUAUUCCAUAGCGAACUUCCGUACAUCGUUAGUGUUUACUACACCUCAGAUUAUUGUUAUAAGUGUCUUUAUCAGCCCCUUGCCACAGUUGGGAAUGGGCAGAGCAAUAUUUCUGUGGUGGUAAGCACACAAUUCACACUGACUCUAAAAAUCACACAUGUGGAUGGAGACGGCACUCUGUGCAGUCUGAGUCAGACAUUUGAGGAAGCUGGCCAUUAUUCUCUCUGGAUGAGGCAGUCUGGAUUGCUAAAUGAUAUAACCUGUUCUCUCACUGUGGAUAGGAGUCCGAAUAACGCAUACCUGCCGCUGUUGGCGGCAUUCUUGAUCCUGGCUUCUAUCACUGUAUUUUGGGCCUCUUUGCCUUAUAUACUCAGAUGCAGCUGUACACAGAGGCUAAAGAACCGUAUUUGCCGUCGCGGAUCUCAAAACUCCAUAGAACUGGAUGAGGCGAAUAAUGAACAUUCUGUGGACAAAAGCAAAUCAAAGUCAUCAAGGCUGAAGUCACUGGACACAUUUCGAGGAUUCUCUCUGACGGUUAUGAUAUUUGUGAACUCCGGUGGAGGUGGUUACUGGUUUUUCCAACAUGCACCUUGGAAUGGUCUCACAGUAGCUGAUCUUGUGAUGCCUUGGUUUGUGUUCAUCAUAGGUACUUCUGUAGUGCUAGCAUUCACCUCGAUGCAUAGGAAAGGUGUUCCAUGGCUACAGCUCCUUCGCAAGAUUACAUGGAGAACCAUCGUCCUGAUGUUCAUCGGUUUCUGCUUCAUGAACUACAGCCCAAGAGAUGGAUAUUUAUCCUGGUCCUGGCUACGGAUACCCGGAGUGCUCCAGCGUUUGGGUUUCACCUAUUUUGUCCUGGCACUGAUGCAGACUUUCUCUCCCCACAGAGAGAUCCCCUUGAGGGAGCAUAACUGGUGGAACCCCAUUCAAGAUUUGGUUUUAUACUGGCCUGAGUGGAUCUUCAUUGUGUUGCUGGAGACCAUGUGGUUGGGUCUCACUUUCUUACUGCCUGUUCCAAACUGCCCCACUGGUUAUUUAGGAGCUGGUGGUAUUGGAGAUGAUGGUUUAUACCCCAACUGCACAGGAGCAGCAGCCGCGUAUAUAGACAGGUGGUUAUUUGGGGACAACAUCUUCUGGUAUCCAACAUGCAAGGUCUUGUAUCGUACAACCGAGCCUUUCGACCCAGAGGGUGUUCUGGGUACAAUUAAUUCCAUUGUCAUGGGAUUCUUUGGCAUGCAGGCUGGAAAGAUUCUUCUGUUUUUUCGUAAAAAGAAUAAAAGUAUCCUGGCUCGAUUCCUGAUUUGGGCCCUCAUCCUGGGAAUCUCUGCAGCCAUCCUUUCUAAGUGCACAAGAGACGAAGGAUUUAUACCUGUCAAUAAAAACCUUUGGUCCCUGUCAUUUGUUACUUGCAUGGGCUGCAUGUCCUUUGUGCUGCUGGGUCUGAUGUAUUUCGUUGUAGACAUUAAGGAAUGGUGGGGCGGACAACCUUUCAUUUAUCCUGGAAUGAACUCUAUAUUUGUCUAUGUUGGAAACUCUCUGCUGGGAUUUUACUUUCCUUUCAGCUGGGAGAUGCGUUUUCAGGACAGUCACUGGGAACAGCUUUUCCAGAAUAUAUGGGCUACCGCACUUUGGGUCUUCAUUGCCUACCUGCUCUACCGCAAAAAAUUCUUUCUCAAAAUCUGAUGCUGCUGUGCUGGUAUUUUUGUCUCAUAAAAGUCCUUGUAUUUCUCUUUAAUUGAAG